AGGGCGGUGGAGUGAGCCGGCGAGCCGUGCGGGCGGGGGGCGCCGCGGCGGCGGGCGCGGGGUCGCGGCAGCCCAGCACCGAAACCCUGGACAGCCCGACUGGAUCCCAUGUGGAAUGGUGUAAACAGCUGAUAGCUGCAACCAUUUCGAGUCAGAUUUCAGGGUCUGUCCCAUCAGAGAGUGUCUCCAGAGACUACAGGGUGUACAGGAGGCCAGUUAUACGGGCACUGCGGGAUGGAAACAAACUGGCACAGAUGGAAGAGGCUCCACUUUUUCCUGGAGAAUCAAUCAAAGUUAUUGCUAAGGAUGUUAUGUAUAUCUGUCCAUUUAUGGGAGCAGUCAGCGGUACGCUCACAGUGACGGACUUCAGAAUGUUUAUCAAAAGUGUUGAGAGGGAUCCACCUUUUGUUGUUGAUGUUCCCCUUGGAGUUAUAAGUAGGGUUGAAAAAAUUGGAGUACAGAGCCAUGGAGACAAUUCAUAUGGUAUAGAAAUAGUUUGCAAGGAUAUGAGAAAUUUGCGGCUGGCCUAUAAACAGGAAGAGCAGAACAGACUGGAGAUCUUUGAAAACCUUGUAACGCGUGCAUUUCCUGUCUCUAACGGGCUGCCUCUUUUUGCAUUCAGCUAUAAAGAAAAGUUUGCUGUUAAUGGCUGGAAAGUGUAUGAUCCAAUGGCAGAAUAUAAGAGGCAGGGCUUGCCCAAUGAGAGUUGGAAAAUAUCCAAAAUUAACAGCACCUACGAGCUUUGUGAUACAUAUCCUGCUGUUCUUGUUGUACCAACCAGUGUAAAGGAUGAUGACCUCUCAAAAGUGGCAGCAUUUAGAGCAAAAGGGAGAGUUCCUGUGUUAUCCUGGAUUCAUCCUGAGAGUCAAGCAACAAUAACACGAUGCAGCCAGCCAUCAGUUGGCCCAAAUGAUAAACGUUGCAAGGAAGAUGAAAAAUACUUGCAGACAAUUAUGGAUGCCAAUGCUCAGUCACAUAAACUUACCAUCUUUGAUGCCAGGCAGAAUAGUGUUGCAGAUACAAACAAGGCUAAAGGUGGAGGAUAUGAAAGUGAAAGUGCCUACCCAAAUGCAGAGCUGAUCUUUCUGGAGAUUCAUAAUAUCCAUGUCAUGAGAGAAUCCCUGCGGAAACUUAAAGAAAUUGUUUAUCCUACUAUUGAUGAGACUCGGUGGCUGUCAAACGUGGACUCCACACACUGGCUGGAAUAUAUAAGGAUGCUUCUUGCUGGAGCAGUAAGAAUUGCAGAUAAAAUUGAAUCUGGUAAAACUUCUGUAGUGGUGCACUGCAGUGAUGGCUGGGAUCGAACUGCACAGCUCACUGCACUGGCCAUGCUUAUGCUGGACAGCUAUUACAGAACCAUCAAGGGCUUUGAAGUUCUUGUAGAAAAGGAAUGGAUAAGUUUUGGACAUCGAUUUGCAAUGCGAGUGGGACAUGGAGACGAUGAUCAUGCGGAUGCUGACAGAUCUCCCAUCUUCCUGCAGUUCAUUGACUGUGUUUGGCAAAUGACAAAGCAGUUUCCUGCAGCCUUUGAAUUCAACGAGUUAUUUUUGAUCACCAUUCUGGAUCACCUUUAUAGUUGUCUCUUUGGGACUUUCUUAUGCAACUGUGAAAAAGAGAGAUUAAAAGAGGAGGUGAGCACAAAGACUGUAUCUCUGUGGUCCUAUAUAAACAGCCAGCUAGAGGAAUUCACAAAUCCCUUCUAUGUAAACUAUGAAAACCAUGUCUUGUAUCCUGUUGCCAGUCUGAGCCAUUUGGAACUGUGGGUGAACUACUACAUCAGAUGGAACCCAAGGAUGCGGCCACAGGUUCCAAUUCACCAAAAUCUUAAAGAACUCCUGGCCAUCCGGACAGAGCUUCAGAAGAAGGUUGAGGAUUUGCAGCGGGAAGCUGCCACACGUUCCAUUUCCUCCUCCUCUGACAGAGGUUCAUCUCCUUCCCAUUCCGCCACACCAGUGCACACCUCUGUGUGAUGUGGAACAAAAGCCAUGUGAAAAAAUCAGUGUCAGGUAACACAGAGGGUGAAAUGCUUUUCCCAUCACAAAAGGAUUGUGAGUGACUUGUAAUUGCUAUGAUCUACAUGCCUUACUCUGUGUCUGAUGCUAUCAUGUUGAGGCCAAAAAGAGCUUUAAUAGAUGUGAUGCAUUUUGUUGUUGGCAGUUCCCACAAGUGUUUUGACACUCUAGCUAAGUCACCAAUUGUGAAAUUAAACUUUGUUUUUCAGCAACUAACAAUUUAACCAUUCUAAAAAAGAACCCAUCUGCCAAGCAGACAGAAAAAUGCCUCACACAUUGUCUAGAGUACUAUGCCUGGUUAAUAGAAUCAGAUGAAAUGCCACAUGAUGCUUACACAGAACACAAAAUGUUUUUCUUAAUGGGAGCUCCUUAUUUCACUCGGUAUUUUUUUUUUUUUUUGCUAGACCAACUUUUUUUUAAUUUUAGGUAAUGCACUUGGAAAUUGAUUUUAAAAUAAAUGUUUUCCUGUGUAGUCAGUUUUACAUUUUGAACUAAAUACGCCAUUAAAAGUGGAUGAAGCUGAGCUGGAUUUAUCAAGUACACCACACUGACUUGUGUGGUGUAAUAUAUUUGGUAAAGCAUAUAGUUAGGUUUUUUAAUGCCUUUUGUACAAGUUGAAAUAAGUCUUUUGACUGUUUAGCUUAUUGUUCAGUUUCAGCCUCCUGAGUGAGAGGUAAACUUGCUCAUGUCAAGGUCCUGUACAAAGUAAAAGUUUGUUUUCUAGCAAAUGCCAAUAUUGGGGUUGGAAUGACACCCAGCUGUGUAAAUUGUAUAGUCUGUAUAGCUCCACAUUGUGAUUUGUUUUUUGUUUCUAAGUGUACACACAAAAUGCAAAGCUGUGUGCGUUGAUACACAUGUAUGGGAUGUUGAACAUGCAUCCUCCCGUGGGUUUAAGCUGUACACUCAGAAAAUGGAUCCUGCCUGUCCAAACCCUUCUGAGGACCUUAACUUGCAAUGACUUUGUUUGACAAAGUUUUUUUAAUAAUAUGAUAUUGUUUUUCUUGAAAUAAAGCCUCUUGGCUUUUUGUUUUUUAAAUUCCUACUAGCAUUUUUUCUGUAAAUGAAUAAAUAAACUGUGUUGUCAUGUUAAAUACAC
Cinclus cinclus is the source of this 3108-nucleotide messenger RNA. It is a transcript of the gene MTMR1, whose product is annotated as myotubularin related protein 1. Gene Ontology annotation, biological process: phosphatidylinositol dephosphorylation. Lineage: Eukaryota; Metazoa; Chordata; Aves; Passeriformes; Cinclidae. Gene Ontology annotation, molecular function: phosphatidylinositol-3,5-bisphosphate 3-phosphatase activity. Bases 255 to 1970 code for a protein of 571 amino acids. The transcript is spliced from 16 exons. The record is from RefSeq and is a predicted model, not a curated record.